AUGAGAGAAGAUUACAAAAUAUAUGGAGAUGUUCUAGUUUUUGAUACUACAUUCAGAACCAAUAAGUACAACCUCAUAUGUGCUCCAUUUGUUGGCAUCAAUAACCAUUGGAAAAACACAAUGUUUGCUUGUGCUUUCAUUGGGGAUGAAACCACAGAAUCUUUCGUUUGGGUGUUUGAAACUUUUCUGAAGGCUAUGGGAGGAAAGCACCCUAUAUCAAUUUUCACUGAUCAAGAUGCAGCUAUUGCUGCUGGAAUAGAACAGGUUUUUCCUUCUUCAAGACACAGGUUAUGCUUGUGGCACUUGAGUAAAAAUGCAAACAGUAGGUUUGGUUUAUUGAAGUCUGAUAAAAACUUCAAAAACGCAUUCUACAAGUGUUUAAGUGGAUUGUAUGGUCUUAAAGAAAAAUGGUGUACAGCUUUAAGUAAAGAUUUUUUUUCUGCCGGUAUACUUUCUUCACAAAGGAGUGAAAGUACAAACCAUGCUGUUGGAUUUAAAGCAAAUAAAAGUAUAACAUUAACAGAGUUCUAUAGUAUUUUUCAAGCUACAAUAAAUCGAUGGAGAAAAACCGAAGAAAAAGACGACUUUGACUGUACAAGGGGAAUACCUACUUCAGAGCUAAGUAUGAGUGCUAUAUUAAAACAGGCAGCAAAUGUAUACACGAUAACACUUUUCCGUGAUUUUGAAAAAGAGUUCAAGCUUUCUGUGGCAAGUAGUACAAUGUUUAAGGGAAGUGUUGGAAGAACAGUGUUUUUUGAAGUGUGGAUAGAAGGAAUAACAGGAUCAAGGCAAGAAGUUCAAUACAAAAUGGAAGAUUCAACCGUCACUUGCACAUGCAAAAACUUUGAAGAAUCUAGAUGGUUGUGCUUCCAUUGUUUGAGAAUAUUGCAUUUACAUUCAAUCAAUACAAUUCCAGAUCGUUACAUAACAACAAGAUGGACUAGAUAUGCAAAGAAACAGAUAUGGGAAAAGGUUGAUACAAUAAAAAGGGAGAAAGGUGAAAUCAACAAUUUUACUGGUUGGAGAUUACAUAUGAUCAGAAGAUACUAUAACUUAAUUUUGAAAGGGCAUAAGAUAGCAAAGGCCAGAAAAUUUAUCGAGGAGAAGUUUAAAACGGAUAAUAAAGCAGUUGAUGAAAUCAUAAAAAAGGAAGAAGAAAGGAAGGCAAAAGAAGAAGCUGCAAAGAUAGCAGAACAAGAAAAGGCAAAAGCUGAAGCACAACGACAAACACAAGACGAAGAAUCAACUAAUUCUGAAAUAACAAUUGUGCUUGAUCCUGGUCGUGCUAAUACUAAAGGAAAGAUUUUGACAAUAUAG
This is a messenger RNA of Spinacia oleracea (spinach), 1317 nucleotides long. RefSeq names its product protein FAR1-RELATED SEQUENCE 5-like. The record is from RefSeq and is a predicted model, not a curated record. Gene Ontology annotation, molecular function: zinc ion binding. The coding region runs from base 1 to 1317 and encodes 438 amino acids. The transcript is spliced from 6 exons. NCBI's taxonomy places the organism in Eukaryota, Viridiplantae, Streptophyta, Magnoliopsida, Caryophyllales, Amaranthaceae.